Messenger RNA from Anolis carolinensis (green anole), 2795 nucleotides. It is a transcript of the gene med16, whose product is annotated as mediator complex subunit 16. Bases 73 to 2568 code for a protein of 831 amino acids. Gene Ontology annotation, cellular component: mediator complex. NCBI's taxonomy places the organism in Eukaryota, Metazoa, Chordata, Lepidosauria, Squamata, Anolidae. Gene Ontology annotation, molecular function: protein binding. The record is from RefSeq and is a predicted model, not a curated record. Gene Ontology annotation, biological process: positive regulation of DNA-templated transcription. The transcript has 15 exons.
UAUUCGGAAAGGCCCAUAACAGAGGAGUUGGCGCAGGCGCAGUGCGGUUGGGACGCUUCUAAAGGCGCCAGGAUGGACCUGGCCUACGUCUGCGAGUGGGAGAAAAGCCCCAAGAGCAACCACUGCCCCUCCAUCCCGCUGGUCUGCGCCUGGUCCUGCCGCAACCUCAUCGCCUUCACCACCGACCUCAAGAACGAGGAGGAGAAAGAUCUCACCCACAUGAUCCACAUCCUGGACACGGAGCAUCCCUGGGACGUCUACUCCAUCAACUCCGGACACGUGGAGACCAUCACCUGCUUGGAGUGGGACCAGUCAGGGUCGCGGCUGCUGUCUGCGGAUGGAGACGGGGCCAUUAAAUGCUGGGCCAUGGCGGACCACCUGGCCAACAGUUGGUGCAGCACCCUGGGCAGCGCGGUGGACGGGGACCCCGUGGUGGCCCUCUCCUGGCUCCACAACGGGGUCAAGCUGGCCCUCCACGUCGAGAAGUCCGGGGCCUCCAACUUUGGGGAGAAGUUCUCCCGGGUGAAGUUCUCCCCGUCGCUGACCCUCUUUGGUGGGAAGCCCAUGGAGGGCUGGAUCGCGGUGACGGUCAGCGGCCUGGUGAGCGUCUCGCUGCUGAAGCCCAACGGCCAGGUGCUGACCUCCACCGAGAGCCUCUGCCGCCUGCGCUGCCGGGUGGCCCUGGCCGACAUCGCCUUCACCGGUGGUGGCAACAUCGUGGUGGCCACCUCGGACGGGAGCAGCGCCUCCCCGGUCCAGUUCUACAAGGUCUGCGUCAGCGUGGUCAACGAGAAGUGCAAGACCGACACCGAGAUCCUGCCCUCGCUCUUCAUGCGCUGCACCACCGACCCCGUCCGCAAGGACAAGUACCUCGCCAUCACCCACCUCAAGUUCCUCGCCCGGGACAUAUCCGAACAGAUGUUGCUUUGUGCUUCGAACCAGAACAGCAGCAUCGUGGAGUGUUGGUCGCUGAGGAAAGAAGGGCUGCCGGUUAAUAACAUCUUCCAGCAAAUCUCCCCAACCGUGGGAGACAAGCCCCCGAUGAUCCUGAAGUGGCGCAUCCUCUCGGCCACCAACGACCUGGACCGGGUCUCGGCCGUGGCCUUGCCCAAGCUGCCCAUCUCCUUGACCAGCACCGACCUCAAAGUGGCCAACGACACCAAGUUCUACCCCGGGUUGGGCCUGGCGCUGGCCUUCCACGACGGGAGCGUCCAGAUCGUCCACCGGCUCUCCCUCCAGGCCAUGGCCGUCUUCUACGGCACCAGCCCCGCCCGGUCGAUGGACGAGCCGCCCGCCAUCAAGAGGCAGCGCCCGGCCGGGCCCUCCGUCCACUUCAAGGCCAUGCAGAUGUCCUGGACCUCCCUCGCCCUGGUCGGCGUGGACAGCCACGGAAAGCUGAGCAUGCUCCGCAUCUCCCCCUCCAUGGGCCACAUCCUGGACAUGAACAUCACCCUCCGCCACCUCCUCUUCCUCCUGGAGUAUUGCAUGGUGACCGGAUACGACUGGUGGGACAUCCUCCUCCACGUCCAGCCCGGGAUGGUCCAGAACCUGGUGGAGAAGCUCCACGAGGAGUACAUGCGCCAGAACGCCGCCCUGCAGCAGGUCUUGUCCACGCGCAUCAUCGCCAUGAAGGCCUCGCUGUGCAAGCUCUCCUCGGGGACGGUGGCCCGGGUGUGCGACUACCACGCCAAGCUCUUCCUCAUCGCCAUCAGCUGCACCCUCAAGUCGCUCCUCCGCCCGCCCGUCCUCAACACCCCGGACAAGAGCCCCGGGGACCGGCUGACCGAGAUCUGCGCCAAAAUCACCGACGUCGAUAUCGACAAAGUGAUGAUCAACCUGAAGACGGAGGAGUUUGUCCUCGAGAUGACCACCCUGCAGUCCCUCCAGCAGCUCAUCCAGUGGGUCGGGGAUUUCGUCCUCUACCUCCUCGCCAGUCUCCCGAAUCAGGGCUCGGGGCCGGUCCGCCCAGGGCACAGCUUCCUCCGGGACGGGGCCUCGCUGGGCAUGCUGCGCGAGCUGAUGGUCAUGAUCCGCAUCUGGGGCCUCCUCAAGCCCAGCUGCCUCCCCAUCUACACGGCCACCUCCGACACCCAGGACAGCAUGUCCCUCCUCUUCCGCCUCCUCACCAAGCUCUGGCUCUGCUGCCGCGACGAGAGCCACCCGAGCGAGGCGGACGAGGGCCUGAUUGACGAGUGCUGCCUCCUGCCCAGCCAGCUGCUCAUCCCCAACAUCGACUGGCUGCCCGUCAACGAUGCCAUCGUCAGCAAGCUCCAGAACAAGCAGCCCCUCCGUCUCCAGUUCGGGAAGCCCCCCGGCACCCUCGGACCCCCGGCCCCCCUCCCCAUGGAGGCCACCGCCAGGGUCCCUGGGCAGCCCAAGAUCGACCACCUCCGGCGGCUCCACCUCGGGGCCCACCCCACCGAGGAAUGCAAAUCCUGCACCAGAUGUGGCUGUGUCACCAUGCUGCGUUCGCCCAACAAAACCACGGCGGUCAAGCAGUGGGAGCAGCGCUGGAUCAAGAACUGCCUCUGCGGCGGGUUGUGGAAGCGGAUGCCCUUUGGGUGCUAGAAAUCCCAAGACGCUCAGGGGAUACACAGGGACUUCAGGGGCCAAACGUUCCUGAUUGAUUGACACUUCCAUGGGUUAAUGGGACGCCCCGCCGCUGGAAUAUUAUUGGGACCCUAAAGCCCUGCAAAGCGAUCAGCACUGAGCUGCUAGCUUUCUACUUGCGGGGAAUUUAAUACGUUUUCUUCUUGUUGUUUACCAUGAUUUUGUAAAUAAAAGACGGAGGAGGA